AUGAGUGCUGAUUUUGACAGAAUUUAUUUAAACCAAUCCAAAUUCAACGGUAGGUUCCGUAUCGCUGACUCAGGGUUAGGUUGGAAGGCAUCCGCCAGUGGUGGGUCUGCCUCGAACAAAGCAAAGGCCCCAUUCCUAUUACCAGCUACUGAAUUAUCCACUAUUCAAUGGAGUAGAGCCUGUAGAGGUUAUGAAUUGAAGAUUAACACCAAGAAUCAAGGUGUUGUUCAAUUAGAUGGGUUUUCUCAAGACGAUUUCAAUUUGAUUAAGAGUGAGUUCCAUCAUAGGUUUAGCAUACAAAUUGAGCAUAAGGAACAUUCUUUACGUGGUUGGAAUUGGGGGAAAACUGAUUUGGCUAGAAAUGAAUUGAUUUUUGCCUUGAAUGGGAAACCAACUUUUGAAGUCCCAUAUAGUCAUAUCAAUAAUACUAAUUUGACUUCCAAAAAUGAGGUCGGUAUUGAAUUUAAUAUUCAAAAUGAAGAGUACCAACCAGCCGGUGAUGAGUUAGUUGAAAUGAGAUUUUAUAUACCAGGUACUUUAACUACCGGAGAUGAAGAGGGAGAAGUACCAAAGAAAGAAGAAGAAAAAGAAGGUGAAGGUGAAGAUGUCGAUAUGGAGAAAGAAGAAAAGAGUUUGGCUGAAGCAUUCUAUGGGGAAUUAAGAGAGAAGGCAGAUAUUGGUGAAGUUGCAGGUGAUGCCAUUGUCUCAUUCCAAGAUGUUUUCUUCGCUACCCCAAGAGGCCGUUACGAUAUCGAUAUUUACAAAAAUUCCAUCAGACUUAGAGGUAAAACUUAUGAAUACAAACUACAACAUCGUCAAAUCCAAAGAAUCGUUUCACUUCCUAAAGCUGAUGAUAUUCACCAUUUGAUUGUUUUAGCCAUAGAACCACCAUUGCGUCAAGGUCAAACCACUUAUCCAUUCUUAGUACUACAAUUCCAAAAAGAUGAAGAAACUGAAGUUCAAUUGAAUCUAGAAGAUGACGAUUAUGAAGCUAACUACAAAGAUAAAUUAAAGAAGUCAUACGAUGCAAAGACACAUGUUGUUAUAAGUCAUGUUCUAAAAGGGUUGACUGACCGUAGAGUCAUCGUGCCAGGUAGUUAUACAUCAAAGUUUGAUCAGUGUGCUGUGUCAUGUUCAUACAAGGCGAAUGAAGGUUAUCUAUAUCCCUUAGAUAAUGCUUUCUUCUUCUUAACUAAACCAACUCUAUAUAUCCCAUUCUCUGAUGUCAGUUCCGUGAACAUUUCCAGGGCAGGUCAAAGUUCUACAUCUUCUAGAACUUUUGAUUUAGAAGUGGUGUUACGUUUGAACAGAGGGUCUACAACAUUCGGUAAUAUUAGCAAAGAAGAACAACAAUUACUUGAACAGUUUUUGAAAUCAAAGAAUUUAAGAGUUAAGAAUGAAGAGAAAGAAACACAAGAAAGAUUACAAAAUGCUCUUGGUUCAGACAGUGAUGAAGGUGAUAUAAAUAUGGGAUCAGCUGGUGAAGAUGAUGAAUCUGAAGAUGUUGAUUUCCAUGCAAGUUCUGGUGAAGAGGAUGUUGCAGAAGAGUUUGAUUCUGAUGCUCCAGUUAGUGAUGACGAAGAAGGAAGUGGUUCUGAUGAAAGACCAACGAAGAAACCUAAGGUAGAAUAA
Messenger RNA from Naumovozyma dairenensis CBS 421, 1632 nucleotides. It is a transcript of the gene POB3, whose product is annotated as FACT complex subunit POB3. The transcript has a single exon. Lineage: Eukaryota; Fungi; Ascomycota; Saccharomycetes; Saccharomycetales; Saccharomycetaceae. Gene Ontology annotation, cellular component: nucleus; FACT complex. The coding region runs from base 1 to 1632 and encodes 543 amino acids. The record is from RefSeq and is a predicted model, not a curated record. Gene Ontology annotation, molecular function: DNA binding; histone binding; nucleosome binding.